This is a messenger RNA of Acaulospora morrowiae, 777 nucleotides long. The record is from the annotation of a GenBank genome assembly. NCBI's taxonomy places the organism in Eukaryota, Fungi, Glomeromycota, Glomeromycetes, Diversisporales, Acaulosporaceae.
AUGGCAGAAUGGAAAGACCGCGAACGUCCUGACACAAUCGUGUUAUUUGAUGUCGAUGGUACUUUGACCCCCGCUCGAAGGCCCGUAACCAAAGAAGUUUUGGAAGCACUUAAAGAGCUGAGGAAGAAAGUGGUGAUUGGUUUUGUCGGUGGUUCCGAUCUCAGUAAACAGAAGGAACAGCUUGGCGCCGGGGGUACUUUGGGUUCUCAGGUCAUUGAUGACUUUGAUUUUGUAUUUCCGGAAAACGGGCUUGCGGCUUAUCGACUUGGAAAACAAUUGGCUUCUCAAAGUUUCAUCGGAUGGAUUGGAGAAGAGAAGUACGCAAAAUUAGUGAAUUUCAUUCUCAAGUAUAUAGCGGAUCUUGAAAUUCCCAGGAAACGUGGAACUUUUAUAGAAUUCCGAAAUGGAAUGAUAAACGUAUCACCGAUUGGACGCAAUUGCAGUCUUCAAGAACGUGAUGAAUACGAGGCCUAUGAUAAGGUUCAUCAUAUUCGAGAGAAAUUCGUGGAGGUCUUGAGAGAGAAUUUCCCUGAUUAUUCUCUCACGUACUCAAUCGGUGGGCAGAUAUCUUUUGACGUGUUUCCCACAGGCUGGGAUAAAACAUACUGUCUCACUCACUUAGAAGUCGAAGGGUUCAAGGAAAUUCACUUUUUCGGCGACAAGACUUACAAGGGAGGUAACGACUAUGAAAUCUAUAGACAUCCGUCGGUCACAGGACAUUCUGUUACUAGUCCUGAUGACACAAUUAGAAUUUUAAAAGAAAUUUUCGGAAUCUAA